Molecule: messenger RNA, 4306 nt
Organism: Anopheles darlingi
Lineage: Eukaryota; Metazoa; Arthropoda; Insecta; Diptera; Culicidae
Exons: 13
Coding region: 154-4116 (1320 amino acids)
Biological process (GO): regulation of transcription by RNA polymerase II
Cellular component (GO): nucleus
Molecular function (GO): DNA-binding transcription factor activity; RNA polymerase II cis-regulatory region sequence-specific DNA binding; zinc ion binding
Source: RefSeq, a predicted model, not a curated record
UGGGCGAUUUUGAAUUUAGCUUCGAGCAACUAUCGCUUUGCUGCAUAGACCAGAAAUCGAUGAAAUGCAGGGUAAGUCGAUGAAAAUUAGAGUUUAUCGAUUGUUUUGGUUUCGAACUGUUUGGUAAACUCCUGUUUCGUGCUUGUUCUUGCGAUGGAGGUUUUAGGAGAAAUUAAUAGCUUUUGUCGCUUUUGCUUGAGCCAGGACUGCGAAUUGCUUAUGCCACUAUCUAGCGCCAUCGAAGACCUUUCCUUCUCCAUCCAAGACAUACAGCAAACGACCGGGAUUUCGAUUCUUGAGAGCGAGGUCGAUUGUCUAACCGUCUGUACAAAAUGCAUCAAUCGCAUAGAACUCGCGGUGGAUUUCCGUCGUUCCUGCAUAAAGGGAAACGUGAAGUUUUUGCAGCUCUUUGGUCAUAUCAUCGACAAGCUUCGCUCACCCGACACCGCGGAUGCGAAUUUAGAGCACGCAGAAUACAUAAAGGACGACCCUUUAAAUAUGGAAAUUCUUCUUCAAAACGAAGAGAACAAUGAAAAUACCUUGAAAGCGGACAAUGAGUCGACAUGUCCGGUAGAAAAAUCUCAAGAACUGUUCGAUGAGCAAACUUCCAUCGGGCAGGCGGAUUGUGAAAACGAACACAGCGGGUCCGAAGAUCUUUCACCUGUGCCCAUAAGCACGUUAAGAUGUAAAAGAAAAAUAACAAAUCAGAAAGAAGUCGUGACGAAAUCCAAUAAAAAGAAAGGGAAAUCAAAGGAACAGAUAGGGGAUAGCAGAGAAAAUAAAACAACCCAAUCCGGAAAGCGCCAAAAAUUAUUGUGCGGUAUUUGUGGUGCUCUAGUGAUCAACCUGAUCGACCAUACGCGAUCGCAUACCAAGGAAAACCUUCUCAAAUGCCCGCACUGUCCCGUACAAAUGGCAAAUAGCGCCAAUCUGUUAAGGCAUGUGCAUACAGUACACGUGAGAACUGUCGUCAAAUCUUGUGAACCGUGUGACAAAGAAUUCAUUACAUUGGACUCCUAUAAAACACAUAUGAGAACAUACCACAAUAGCGGUGCGCAGUACCAGUGUGAAAUCUGUCUCAAAAUAUUCAAACAUCCUUCAAACCGCCGAGAGCAUAUAAGGCGAAUGCAUGUUGCUGAAUGGAAGUAUGAAUGCCAAAUUUGCCAGAAAAAGUUCAAAAACAGGGACAGUCUGAGGAGACAUGAAAGGGUACACUCUACCAAUACUCCCUACGCAUGUAGCCACUGUCCAAAGCGAUUUAAAUCUUCAUUCGCGAAAAACACGCACGAAAUAACACACAGUGGAAUUCAAUUCGCAUGUACACUCUGCACUAAGAUGUACCGAUACAAGAGUCUACUCAGCAUGCAUUACCGGAAAUGCCAUCCAGAGGAGUGUAUUGAACGCAGUCGCGAUCCAAAAAAUAUACUUGUGGCCACCGAUUCAACAGCGUUAAGCCACAGCUACCACAGCCCAGAGACUCAAGUUUCACGUUCUACAUCGAAUAAAAUCAGAAGUGUAUCAAACAUCGUUAAACCUUUCGUAUAUAGUAAGCUAUAUAUCUAUACGCUCUUAUAUGUAAACUCCUGUUUCGUGCUUGUUCUUGCGAUGGAGGUUUUAGGAGAAAUUAAUAGCUUUUGUCGCUUUUGCUUGAGCCAGGACUGCGAAUUGCUUAUGCCACUAUCCAGCGCCAUCGAAGACCUUUCCUUCUCCAUCCAAGACAUACAGCAAACGACCGGGAUUCUGAUUCUUGAGAGCGAAAUAGAUUGUCUAACCGUCUGUACAAAAUGCAGCACUAGCAUAGAACUCGCGGUGGAUUUCCGUCGUUCCUGCAUAAAUGGAAACAUUCUGUUUAUGCAGCUUUUCGGUCAUAUCAUCGACAAGCUUCGCUCAUCCGACACCGCGGAUGCGAAUUUGGAGCACGCAGAAUACAUAAAGGACGACCCUUUAAAUAUGGAAAUGGUUCUACAAAGCGAACCCGAGAAUGAAAAUAUCUUGAAAGGGUACAAUGAGCCGGCAUUGUCGGUUGAAAAGACUCAAGAGCUGUUUGAUGAGCGAACAUCUAACGGACGGGAAGAUUGUGAAGACGAAAAUAGCAGUUCUAAGGAUCUCACCCCUAUGCCCACAAGCACGUCAAAAAGAAAAAUGACGAAUAAGAGAGUGGACGCGACCCCAUCGUAUAGAAAAAAGGCGAGAACAAAAGAGCGGAUUGGGGACAGUCAAGAAGAUAAAGCAAACAAUCCUAACAUACCAAGUAAAUCUAAUGGACACAGAAAACGAUUAUGCGGUAUUUGUGGUGCACUAGUAUACAAUCUGCUCGAUCACACGCGAUCUCAUACGAGAGAAAAUCUCCAUAAAUGCCCGCAUUGUCCUGUACAGAUGGCUCAUGCCACUAACCUGUGGUCGCAUGUACGUGUAGUACACAAGAAAGUGAUAAUCAAAUCUUGUGAACCGUGUGGCAAAGGGUUCAUCACAUAUGAUUCCUACAAAUCGCAUAUGCGUACGUACCACAAUAUCGGUGCGCAGUACCAGUGCGAAAUCUGUCUCAAAAUAUUCAAGCAUCCUUCGAGCCGCCGCGGUCAUAUACAGCGAAUACAUAAAGCACAAGAAGGGAAGUAUGAGUGCCAGAUUUGCCAAAAAAAGUUCAAAGACAGGGACAGUCUGAGGAGACAUGAAAGGGUACACUCUACCAACACUCCCUACGCUUGUAGCCAAUGUCCAAAGCGAUUCAAGUCUGCAUUCGCGAAAAAAACGCAUGAAAUAACACACAGUGGUAUCGACUUCCCAUGUACACUCUGCACUAAGGUGUACCGAUACAAGAGCCAACUCAGCAUGCAUUACCGGAAAUGCCAUCCAGAGGAAUGUAAACCCGAACCAGCUUAUACGAUGGAGGUUUUAGGAGAAAUUAGUAACUUUUGUCGCUUUUGCUUGAGCCAGGAUUGCGAAAUCCUCAUGCCACUAUCCAGCGCCAUCGAAGACCUUUCCUUCUCCAUCCAAGACAUACAGCAAACGACCGGAAUUUCGAUACUUGAGAACGAAAUUACAUGUCUUUCGGUCUGUACGAAAUGUAGCACCAGCAUAGAACUCGCGGUGGAUUUUCGUCGUUCCUGCAAAAAUGGAAACGUGAAGUUUUUGCAGCUUUUCGGUCAUAUCAUCGAUAAGCAUCACUCAUACGACAUCGCGGAAGCGAAUUUGGAGCACGCAGAAUACACAAAGAACGACCCUUUGAAAAUUGAAAUUAUUCUUCAAACUGAAGAGAACAGUGAAAAUACCUUGAAAGCAGACAUUGAGUCGGCAUGGGAGAUGGAAGAGUCGCAAGAGCUGACGGAUGAAGGUGGCAUAUGCAAAGAUGAAAAUAACGGUUCCGAGGAUAUCCCACCUGUGUCCAGAAACACGAAUUCGAAAGUUACCUCGACCGCAACAUCGAAUCAUAGCAUGGCGAAAUCAAAAGAAUCAGUAGGGGAUAGUGAAGAAGACAAAGCAAACAAACAAAACACAUCCGGCAGAAAUAGAAAACGAUUAUGCGGUAUAUGUGGUGCACUAGUGUACAAUCUGGUCGAUCACACGCGAUCUCAUACGAGAGAAAAUCUCCAUAAAUGCCCGCAUUGUCCUGUACAGAUGGCUAGUGGUACAAAUCUGUGGUCGCAUGUGCGUGCGGUGCACGAAAAAGUGAUCAUCAAAUCUUGUGAACCGUGUGGCAAGGGGUUCCUCACAUACAACUCCUACAAAACACAUAUGCGAUCUUUCCAUAAUAUCGGUGAGCGGUACCAGUGUAAAAUGUGUCAAAAAAUGUUCAGCUCAACUUCAAGCCGCCUAGAGCAUAUAAGGAGAAUACACAUUGCUGAAUGGAAGUAUGAAUGCCAGAUUUGCCAGAAAAAAUUCAAAGACGCGAACAUGCUGAAGCGACAUGCAAAUGUACACUCUACCAACGCUCCCUACGCGUGUAGUCACUGUCCCAAGCGUUUUAAAUCUUCAUUUGCGAAAAAAACACAUGAAAUAACACACAGUGGAAUCGACUUCCCAUGUACACUCUGCACUAAGGUGUACCGAUACAAGAGUCUACUCAGCAUGCAUUACCGGAAAUGCCAUCCAGAGGAAUGUAACAGUGAACUAGCUUAGCAAAAGGUCUCAAAAGUCGGCCAAUAAUCAUGUAAUGACUGAUAUAUUUACCUUGAUCACACAAGGUAUCGAACAGCAGUCGCGAUCCGAAAAAUAAACUUGUGGCCACCGAUUCGAUAGCGUUGAACCACAGCUACCAGAGCCCAGGGACUCAAGUUUUACGUUCUACAUCGAAUAAAAUCGAAAAUGU